Messenger RNA from Prorocentrum cordatum, 4716 nucleotides. The record is from the annotation of a GenBank genome assembly. Lineage: Eukaryota; Dinophyceae; Prorocentrales; Prorocentraceae.
AUGGCGCCUGAGUCUUGGCAGCAGCAGUUCGACACCUGCGAAGUCCACCUCCUCUCAGCUCCGACGCCCUGGGCGCUGCACGAGCGGCACGGGGGCGCCCGCCGCGCUAGACCGGGCGGCAUGUCGCUCUCGACCCGGCGGACAUGCCGCUUCCAGGCGGCUGGGACCCGGAAGUCCACGGUAUGGGGCUUCGAGGUGCCGCUGGAGGAUGCGGAGAGCGGGGGCGGACAACACGUGACUGCAAUCACGGGCACGAGCAACGCGCCUGGCGGAGUGUGGCAGAGAUGCAGCGAGUUCGCAAUGGGCGAUUGGCCCAUUCGCUGGGUCAUGCUGUGUUCCUGGACAUACAUAUUCACCACUGCUGCGGGCCUCGUGCUCGCCCUGAUGACCAGCCCAGCCUACGGUGGCCCUACUGGACUGAAUCUGAAUCUUCUGUUCCAGUUCAUCUACACACUCACGUACUGGUCCUUCCUUUUGAUGUUUGUCUUCAUGGACCCUAGGCUUCCAAAGCUUUAUAUGCUCGGAGUCAUGCUGUUCACGCUCGGGUACACCGCCUUCCUGGGCUAUUAUUCCCUGGUCGUGCUCGAGGUCGACGCCAGCCGAGCGAAGCGGUGGUUGAGCUUUGCAGGCGCCCAGCUCUUUCUCUGGGGCGCCGCGGCGCUCGUCAGACCGACGUUCCACUUUGCCGGUGGGGUGUACCUCCCGUGGAAGCGGGCGCCGUCGCUCCUGUGGGGGAAUGCGUGCUUCCUGCUCGGGUCCGCCCUGUUCGUGCACGACUCCGCGUCCGUGGUGAUCGGUGGCUGCGAGCACAGGCAGUGGGAGGCAGCUCUGGGCGUGGCGGUGUUCCUGGUGGGGCGCCUGUUCUUUCUGCGCGGCGCGCAGGCGCCGCAGUGCGACUGGCUGUUCCGCGAUCGGCGGGGCGGCGGGGGCCGGGACAUCGAGAUGACUGCGAAGACCUGGCCUCUCAACGUCUGCAGCAAUCUCCGCCUCUCUGGGGCCGUCUGCAGCGCCGUCCGCAGCGCAGCGUUGUCCGCGACCGCCCCGAGCGAGGCCCCUUCGGUGACGCCCAGGGUGCGCAGCUCGAGCCCGUCGGCGUGGUGGGAAGCGGAGCCCGCGCACACUUCCAACGCGGCAUACCGGCAGCGCGGCGCCGUCACGCCCCGCCGCCCGGGCCCCGCCGCCGCGGGCUCGCCGGCCCGCGGCGCGCUCCCGUUGCAGCAGGCCGUGUCUGGCCACAGCACGGUCGCCGCCGAGGAGCAGCGCCGGCUCCCGGGCGAAGGGUGCCGGGCGGCGCCCGGCAGCCUGGCCGGCAGCCUGGCCUGCCGCCUGGGUGCCCUCGAGGAGAGCCACGCGCGGGAGGCGGGCAUGAGCAGGGAGGUGCUGGGCAACCUGGCCGAGCAGCUGGCAGCCGCCAGGGGUGCCCUGAGCGAUCUCGCAGCUCAGCUGCGGGCGCUUGAGGGUCAGCGCCGGCACGAUUCGCCCGCUGGCGGCCCGCUGGGCGGCGCUGCGGCUCGCGUGCAGCGCGCGCUCGAGGGACAAGUCGGCUCGCCGCAUGGCGCUCCGGCCAGGGGCCCGGAGGCCCCCGAGGACAAGGUGGGCACGCCGCGAGGAGGGCCGCCGGCGCGGCCCGGAGCGCCGGAGCAGCCGCGGCGCUGGCGGCCGAGCCUCGGCGGGCCGGAGGGCGUCGCCCCGCCCGCGGACGCGGGCGAGCGGGUCGGCGCUGUGGAGGAGGCGCUGCGGCAGAAGCUGAGCGAGCUGGCCGCGCGGCUCGCUGCCGUGGAGGAGCUGCAGCAGAGGGAGCCGUCGGAGCGAGCGACGCGUCUCGGCGGUCUCGGCACGGCACAGGGCAGCGGGGCCAUGGGCGAGCUGGCCUCGCGGCUGGGCGUCUUAGAGGAGUGGCGGCGGCAGCACAGCCCGCGGGCCGAGGAGUCGCUGAGCGACGUGGCCGCCAGCUUCCGAGCCCUGGAGGAGAGGCAGCGGCAGGAGCAGGCCCAGGGCAGGGAGGCGCUGGACGAGCUGAGCGGGCGGAUCGUUGCUCUGGAAGUGUGGCGGCAGCAGGACGGCAUUCGGUGUAAGCAGUUGUCGGAUGGCUUUGCUUCCCAGCUGCGCAUCGAAGAGCGACAGCAGCGGGAGCUUGCCAAGCGGCUAGAGUUGCUGAGCGAUCCGACCACGCUGCUCGGCGCUGUAGAUGACCGACGACAGCUGGACAACUCAGGUUACACCGAAUCGCUGAGCGAACUAAGCACGCGGCUCGGUGCCCUGGAAGAAAAACAACAGCAGGACAGUACGGAAGAGAGCGAAUGCCUGAGCGAGCUGAGCGCACGGAUCGGUGUCGUGGAGUUGCAGCAGCAGGAGUGUAUCAGAGGCGCCGCGUCAUUGCGCGAAAAUUCUAAAGACUGGCACUGUGGUCGGAGCGAGUUGGCCAUUCGACUGGAUGCUCUGGAGGAGUGGCGACAGCAAAGCGAAAAAAGCAGCGAUUGUCUGAACAACUUGGCAUCCAGUCUCGGCGCUCUGGACGCCGCGUGGGGCAAGGGAUCGUUGAGCGAGCUGACCACCCAGCUCGGUGGCUUGGAGGAGCGACGACGACAAGAUGCGACAGAGAGCAGGGAGGCUUUGGGUGAGCUGGCCGUGCGGUUUGGUGCUCUGGAGAGGUGGCGGCAGCAAGGGCAAGCUCAAGACAAGGAGUCCCAUGGCGAGCUCGGCGCGCGGCUCAGUGCUUUGGAGGAGUGGCGGCAGCAUGAGAGCGCCCAGGGCAGGGAUACGGUGAACGACCUGACCACCCGGCUCGGCGCCCUGGACGCUGCCUGGGGCAAGGGGUCGCUGAGGGAGCUGACCACCAAGCUCGGUGGCUUGGAGGAGCGACGACGACAGCGACGACGACAGAACGCCAUAGAGUGCAGGGAGUCUCUGAGCGAGUUGAGCACGCGGCUUGGUGUUCUGGAGAGGUGGCGGCAGCAAGGGCAAGCUCAAGAAAAAGAGUCGUUGGGCAAGCUCGGCGCGCAGCUGGGUGCUCUAGAGGAGUGGCGACAGCAUGAGAGCGCCCACAACAGGAAGUCACUGAACGACCUGACCACCAGGCUCGGCGCCCUGGACGCUGCCUGGGGCAAGGGGUCGCUGAGCGAGCUGACCACCCAGCUUGGUGGCUUGGAGGAGCGACGACGACUGGACGCCACAGAGUCCAGGGAGUCCUUGAGUGAGCUGAGCACGCGGCUUGGUGUCCUGGAGAGAUGGCGGCAGCAAGGGCACGCUAAAGACGAGGAGUUUGGUAGCGAGCUUGGCACGCGGCUGGGUGCCCUGGAGGAGUGGCGACACCAAGAAAUCGCCCGCAGCAGGGGGCGCAGGGAUGCACUUAACGACCUGACCACCCGGCUCGGCGCUCUGGACGCUGCCUGGGGCAAGGGGUCGCUGAGCGAGCUGACCACCCAGCUUGGUGCCAUGGAGAAAGGACGACAGCAUGAUGCCACAGAUUGCAGAGAAUCUUUGAGAGAGAUGAACACGCAGCUUGGUGUUCUGGAGGAGUGGUUGCAACAAGGACGCUCGUUGGACAAGGAGUCGAUUGGCGAGCUUUGCACGCGCCUGGGUGCUCUUGAGGAGUGGCGACAGCGAGAAAGCGCCCAUAGCACGGGUCUGUUGAACGAUCUGACCACCCGUCUCGACGCUCUGGACGCCGCUUGGGGCAAGGGGUCGCUGAGUCAGCUGACCACCCAGCUCAGUGAAGGGCGUGCGCAAGACGAGGAGUUGAUUAGCGAGCUUGGUACGCGGCUGGGUGCUCUUGAGGAGUGGCGACAGCAAGAAAGCGCCCACAGCAGGAAGUCAAUGAACGACCUGACCACCCGGCUCGGCGCUCUGGACGCUGCCUGGGGCAAGGGGUCGCUCAGCGAGUUGACUGUCGAACUCGGUGGCUUGGAGGAGGGGCGACGACGGGACGGCUUGCAACUGACAGACGUGGCAACCCGGCUAGGCCUCUUGGAGGAAUGGAAACGGCAUCAACUUGCAUGUGAGGAGGAGAUGCUCGGCAAGUUGGCAUCGCGGCUGGUCGCACUGGAAGAGUGGCGGCACCAGGACAGCACAAGAGGAGGCGAGCCCCUGAACGAGCUGACUACGAGAGCCGCCGUUCCCACAGGGCAGCAUAAGGAGCACAUCGUCAGCAUGGAGUCAGUGAGUGAGCUGGCCGCGCGUCUCUGCGCCCUGGAGGCGUAUCAGCAGCAGUGCGGCGAACAUGGCAGGGAAUCGCUGGGAGACUUCGCCGCGCGCCUGACAGCCCUGGAAGAGCGGCAGGAGCAGCUGGGCGCUGCGGAGGAGCGCGCCCCCGCGCCGCCCGCCGCCGCCACGCUCGUGCCGACGCUGGCCGCGGGGCCCGCGGAGCCCGCGGUGCCGGCGCUGGCGCUGCCGACGCUUGCCGCGGGCGCGCUGCGCCCGCCCGCGCCGCCGGCGCUGGCGGCGCCGCCGGUGCGCUGGGGCCACUACGACCCUUGCCGCAUCGCGGGGCCUGCGAGCGGUACCAGCCGGGGCACCAGCGGAGGCCCCCAGCUGCUGAGCUGCGCGCUGGUGCUGCUGGGGGGGGUCCACGAGGCGGUGCAGUCCCUGGAGCCCGUCGUCCUGCUGGGCGUGGUCGGCUACGUCUGGGGCGGGACGUGGGACGACCCGGGCGAGCCCGUCAAGCGCCGCCGGCCCAGGGCCGGCGUGAGCACCGGCUGCGCCCUGGCGAAGGAGUGA